This is a messenger RNA of Glycine soja, 1556 nucleotides long. Its product is annotated as eukaryotic translation initiation factor 4B3-like. Gene Ontology annotation, molecular function: mRNA binding; translation initiation factor activity. NCBI's taxonomy places the organism in Eukaryota, Viridiplantae, Streptophyta, Magnoliopsida, Fabales, Fabaceae. The transcript has 2 exons. The record is from RefSeq and is a predicted model, not a curated record. The coding region runs from base 131 to 1273 and encodes 380 amino acids.
AUAUAUAAGUGUCCACCGCGUGGCUGUGGUUUGCUGAAGAAAAACGCAAGCUGCUUGUUUGAUAGGGAAGAGAAGAAAGAGAGAAAACAAAGGGCGGUGGUGAGUGCUUCUGCUUCAUCAUCAUCAGAGAAUGGCGGCUACUGUGUCUUCUGCUUGGUCAAAGCCCGGCGCGUGGGCCCUAGAUUCCGAGGAACACGAAGCCGAGCUCCUUCAACAGAACAACAACAACCCCAACGACAAGCCACUCGCCGACUUCCCCUCCCUUGCCGCCGCCGCCGCCACCAAGCCCAAGAAGAAGAAGGCCCAGACCUACUCCCUCGCCGAAUUCACCGCCAAGCCCGACUCCGCCUUCGCCGACCAAGAUCCCGUCGUCCUCCCCACCGGCCCCCGCCAGCGCACCGCCGAGGAGCUCGACCGCACCCGUCUCGGUGGCGGCUUCCGCAACUAUGGCGACCGCCCCAACAGGAAUAACUCCUCCGGCGGCGACGAGUCUUCCAAUUCCCGCUGGGGUUCAUCUAGGGUUUCUGACGAGCCCAGGAGAAACGGUUUUGGGGCUAGGGAUUCCAAUCGCGAGCUUCCCCCUUCGCGCGCUGACGAAACUGAUAAUUGGGCCGCCGCGAAGAAACCCUCCGGGGGGUUUGAAAGGAGGGAGAGGGACAAAGGAGGGUUUUUCGAUUCGCAGUCGCGCGCUGAUGAAUCUGACAGCUGGGUUUCGAAUAAGAGUUUCGUGCCUUCUGAAGGGCGGAGAUUCGGUUCCAACGGCGGCGGGUUCGAGCGAGAGAGGAGGGUUGUUGGGUUCGGCUCCAGCGGCGGCGCGGAUUCCGACAAUUGGAACACAAAGAAGGGCGAGUCCAACGUUGGUAGCGAGAGUGUUGGUGGGAGGCCGAAGCUUGUGUUGCAACCUCGGACAGUGUCCGUGAGCGAUGAAGGGGCUGAUGGCAAUAAUGCGGGGAAGCCUAAAGGUGUUAAUCCGUUCGGAGAGGCGAGGCCGAGGGAGCAGGUUUUGGCGGAGAAAGGGCAGGAUUGGAAGAAGAUUGAUGAGCAGCUUGAGAGCGUCAAGAUUAAGGAGGCAAGUGGUGGUGAUGGGUUUGGAAAGAGGGGUUUUGGCUCUUCCAACGGUGGUGGAGGACGUGCUACUUUGCCUGAAAGUCGCACUGAGAGGAGUUGGAGGAAGCCCCAAUUUGAUGAUGAUCGUCCUAAAAGUGCUGAGAAAGUGGAAGAUGAACCUGAUCAAAAAAAGGAAGUGGAAGAUGAACACGUUGAAAAAAAUUGAAGAGCUAUUAAUUUCUUUUGGUCCCUGCAGAUUGAUCGAUAAGAGAGUUGGAAACGAACACUGAACCUCUAAAACUUAUUUUUUGUUUCCCAUUGAAGUUUUGUCCGUCUUUAUCUUUUCAUGUUUUAUUGUGAGAGAUUAAUACUGAAACAGUUAAGAGACAUUUUUUGUAGCAGUGUUGGUAGCUUAGUCAGUCGUUAUUAUGAAUAUGUUUGUUGCUAAAUGUUACCGUAAUUUCCUCCCCACAUCAUUCAUAAUCUAUAUAAGUAAGCUUGGUGAUGAA